AUGGCACUCGAGCACGCAACACAGUUCUGUGAUCAACAUCGGGAAGAAAGUGAGUUAAUGAUGCCUCCACAAAGAGCUGUUAGAGGUCGUCCUGCUAGGUGGAAUAUCGAGGAACAAAGGGUAUCCAAUGCACCUGAAGUGAAAACCAAAGGAGAGGUCACCAAUGCUGAAUUUUGGGAAGCAAUCCGAAUGCUAAGUCAAGUUGUGACCAACAAAGUUGGGCAACAAAGAGGGGCUCGACAAGAAGAGACUGAUACUUUGAGGAUCCAGAUGGUUGUAGAUAUGAGGAGCACGAUGAGUUUAUUUAUGGCUAGGAUUUCACGUCUAUCAAGCAAAGAGGGCAAGGUAGCUAUACUAAUUAGGGAUAUGGAUAUAGCAAGGUUGAUGGUUUAUGUGCAGCAGGUUGAGGGAGAGAAGCUGAGAGAUAGAAAAGAGUUUAGAAACAAGAAGGCUAAGACAUGGAGUGAGUCCGGGCAGCAAAGAAAUAAUAACUUUAGAGUUAGACCUACACAGUCUCAGAGUAGUAAGGCACAAGGAGGUAACUGGGCUCCUGCAUAUGCUAAGCGUGGAUAA
Molecule: messenger RNA, 573 nt
Organism: Solanum verrucosum
Lineage: Eukaryota; Viridiplantae; Streptophyta; Magnoliopsida; Solanales; Solanaceae
Exons: 4
Coding region: 1-573 (190 amino acids)
Source: RefSeq, a predicted model, not a curated record